GCAGCCUGGCAGCUGGCAGCCUGGCGCCAUCUUGCACGAUGGGCAAGUCCGCGGCUGGUGGCAAGAAGGCCGUCGCCAAGCACAGCAUCAAGAAGAAGGUCACCUGGGCAGAGGAGAUCUUGGCAGCGCCGCCCAGGACUUGCGAGGCAUGUAAGCAGACGUCCCAGGACAUGGACAGGCACGGGGACGGGACGCGCCGCGUGAAGUGGAGCAAAGCCGAGAGGAGCCGCACCACGGGAGAGGUGUACCUGACAGGCAGCGAGUGCUACCUCUGCUUCGACAUGCGCAGGCGCUUCUUCGACGGCUGCAGCUUCGAGACCUUGCAGGCGCAGAGGAAGGAUUGCCCGUCUCUCGAUGCUCGCUGCGAGGCGCUCAGGAAGGACAGGUGCACAAAGGCUGGGGAGUUCUCGCAUCAAGAGAAGAAGCCAGUGGAGCAGUGGGUGGCCGAGCUGGAGUCUGAGUUCUGCGAGGCCUACGAAGAAGGUGCCUUCUACACUCUCCAGCAGUUCUGCAAGGCCCACAAGAUCAAGUGCGUCGACGGCGACGCAGACGACACCUUGACGAGGAGGAUUCGCAAGACGUGGCCCGACAUUGAGAUCUCUCGGGACGCACGUUUGAAAUCGGUGGGUGUCUGGUACGUCAACGACCCGAACCCGAACAGGGGCAACUACAAGUUUCGCAGGGGCGUCAAGAGCGAGGUGCAGUUGCAGAAGCGACAGAAGCCCGUGGACGAUGAGCUUGCAGCCGAGGCGAUCGCCGACAUCAAGAAGGCCAAGAGGAUUCGAGGUAUGGCCCCUGCCGCAGCUGGACAUGUCGGCGGUCGCGCGCGGGACGUCGACUACGACGUCGCGAUGCUCAGCGACGUGAGUUCCGACGACGGCGAGCAGCGCGCCCAGCUCCAGGACGAGGAGGUCGGCAGCGCCGCUGCUCGCAAGAAGGGCAAGCCCACGCCGCAGGAGUCCGCCACUCAGAGGUUUGAGAAGGUCAUGGAGAGGGCUCGUGAGCACCAUUCGGCAGAGAAGGAGUGGACGCAGCGCCCGAAGCGCAGGAUCCACGAUGCCACCGUCAACGCAUUGGCCAAAUCCGCCCGCGAGAUGGCCAGGUUCACUGGAGACGAUGAUUUCUCAGCGAAGUCGGAACAAGCAGGGAUGGUGAUCAAGGAGAUCUCGGCCAGGCGUAUCUUCUUCGAGGAGAUCAGGGGCAAGACCGUGGACGUGGCAAAGCGGACCAUCACCAGCGCGGAGCACCAGGUUAUGGUCGGUUGUUCUGUGAGCUUAAGGUCGCAGAUCAUCCAGCAAGCCUGCUUCACGCUAGCGACGAGCGAACCGCCACUCAUGAUCAAGUUUGCCAUGUGCCCCCGGGCUCCUGCUCCCGAGGGCGAUUCUCAACCAGUUGAGUGGCCUCGCGUCGAGACUCUGUGCCUCGGGCUGCUGUGGGAGACCGCGUCGUGCAAGGCUGACGCCAUCAUGGCGGACUCGCUGGCGGUGCGAACUCAGGCUGGCCUUGUGACCGACAUGGUGGAGCGAAUCGUCAUCGAGAGUCCGAGCGAGGCGACGGUGCUGAAGAGGAUUGCCGACGUCAAGGAGUACUUGGGCAAGGAGUUCCAGCCUUUCGACUUCAGCGUGUGUGACGACGCGCGGGAACCUUUCACGAAGGCCAGUCUCUUCGAGCAGCCCUACAUGGACGUGUCCGCUCUCGUCGUCGCAGGCGACGUGUUGACGUGCAUUCGUGAGGCGAAGCCUGUGGCAGGGGCUUUGCGCAAGAUGUCCAGAAUGAUGCUCUCCAAGAUCGACGCAGUUUCGACGCGUGUACGGAAUCUAGCUACCGCUGCAGGGGUGAGGGCACUCUCGAACAGCAACGUCAUGAAACUCGCGUGGGAUCACCUGGUCGAGCUGCUCGCCUCUGAUGGCAACCUCGCCAAUGCAGAUUGCGUGAAGGAGGCUGCGGCGGCUGCCAGCCAGUUCAAGGAGAAGGUCUUGAGUAUCGCCACGGGCUUGAAGGAGCCCAGCGGCAAGAGCGAGGAUGCCUACAACGCCGUCGUGGACGUUUGCCAGGAGGAGCAGCAAGAUAUCUCAAUGAAAUUUUGCGCCACGUGCAUCGUGAAUGCAGACCCGAGUGACUUCGAGGAUACGGUCUACGCGGAGAACAUGAACAUGGCCAAGGUGGUGAACGCGUUCAUGUGCAAUACGUUGAUGAGCUGGUUCAGCGUGGAGGAUCUCCAGGUUGAGGAUGACACGUGGGGCGAGCUCUACUGGGUUGGAAACGUCUUGGAGUACUGCGCCCACUUCGCGCCGAAGUCCCAGGCCCUCCAGAGCACGCGCAAGAAGAUGAUCCUCACGCACCACGUCAAGAGUCUGCUGAUGGCGACUUCCACGGUCACGGAGGACUGCGCGACGGGGCUCAGGGAGUGGGUGAAGGCUCACUUGAUGGACUCGGGCCUGAAGCCAGCUGCUGACCAGGAGGUGAACGACAUCUUGGGCGACAGCUUCAUGACCUUCUUGCACAAACUGAACCACGCUUGGGCUGGAGUCCAGGUGGCCACCCCCUUGAUGUCCUACGUCCGACGCGUCGUGCACUCGCCGUUCUGUUCUGACGCAUUCUUGUCCGUUGCGAAGGAGUUCGAGAGCAAAGUGCCUGAUGGUGUGAAGGCGCUCUUGGUGUCAGCACGGAGCAUGAAAGCCCUGGAGAGAUCGUUCGGCUGGGUCAAAGACGGCAGACAGAUCGGCAUGAUCGAAUUGACGACCGCCCUCAUGGACGCGAGCACCGUCACGAACGACGUUCGCGAGCUGGAGUCGUUCGGGAAGCAUGAGAAUGAGCUGAUCAGGGUGUGGAGGCUUGCGCCCCGCGACCUCACCAAGCCCGACGUGGAGGAAGAAAUCCAACAGUUCUUGGACAAGUGCAGCGGCUUGGAGGAAGCCUUGAACAAGUGGUCGUUCAAGGGGGAGCUCGCGUUUCUCACCUCGGACGGCAACGACUCGGCAUGGGCGGCGAUGAUCAGACGUUUCGAGACGUUCAUUGCCACGACGCCCACAUCCGAGCGCAUAUGUGAGUUCCUGGUCUCCAACGUCUCCAUGCUCAAGUGGGCUGACGACAAGGAGAUGAGUGUGGUUCGGUCUCUCAGUGAGUACAGUGCGAAUCGCUCGUCGCUUGCUUUGAAGCUUGGUAGUGCUUUGUCGGAGAUGGUGCUGGCUAACUGCAUCAAUGCUGCGCCUGCGUGUGCUCUCCAGCGUUCGUUGGAGCUGACUGCGGGCAUCCUGCCCAAGCGUUUCAAUGCGAAGCUCCAGGAUUUGAAUCAGGCCUUGCAGGAUCGGGUUGCAGCCGUCCUUGCCAGGCCGCCAGACACCAGCGGCGAGAAGUCUCACAUCAGUGUUGGUGGUACCGACUUCUCGAGUAUCGCAGGAGGCAGUGCUGGCCCGUCGAAGUCGACAGCUGCCCCUGCAAGCGACAGGCCGACCCUUAAGAAGAAGGGCUCGCAGGCGCUGCAAUAG
Molecule: messenger RNA, 3488 nt
Organism: Prorocentrum cordatum
Lineage: Eukaryota; Dinophyceae; Prorocentrales; Prorocentraceae
Source: the annotation of a GenBank genome assembly